Aspergillus costaricaensis CBS 115574 is the source of this 3678-nucleotide messenger RNA. RefSeq names its product bifunctional endoribonuclease/protein kinase IRE1 (gene ireA). The transcript has 2 exons. Gene Ontology annotation, cellular component: IRE1-TRAF2-ASK1 complex. The record is from RefSeq and is a predicted model, not a curated record. Gene Ontology annotation, molecular function: ATP binding; protein serine/threonine kinase activity; RNA endonuclease activity. Gene Ontology annotation, biological process: mRNA processing; intrinsic apoptotic signaling pathway in response to endoplasmic reticulum stress; IRE1-mediated unfolded protein response. NCBI's taxonomy places the organism in Eukaryota, Fungi, Ascomycota, Eurotiomycetes, Eurotiales, Aspergillaceae. Bases 159 to 3599 code for a protein of 1146 amino acids.
UGCUGCCUCUCAAUUGCCCUUUUGCUCUCCAUUCUUCUCCCUGCUGCUUCAGCUCCUCCCACGCGGAUCCUCACAACCGAUGACACCCCCCGUGCCAUCGGAUCCCUCACUCUCCAGUUUCUCUCUCCAUCUGGCCCACUGUAUUGGAGUCCCUCAGCAUGCGGUGGCGGCUGCCUGGCGCCCGGUCGACCCUUCCUGCCAGUGUCGCACUCCUCCUGCUCCCCGUUCUUGUUGCUCCGCAGCAGUGGCAUGAACCUCACCAUGAGCUCUCCUCCACCGUUUCCGUCCCCCUCCGACCGACCGGUUUCACCUCCGGCGUUGAUGCUCCCCCCUCUUUCGACGUGAAAUCCAACGAUGCGAGCGCCCUAGCAACCCUGGCUCUGGCCGGCUCUGGCCGCGCCGUUCGAGCCCCUCCUGCCCAGGUCAGCAGCUCUUCCGCUGGCCUGGCUCCGCAGCUUCACGCGCGGUCCCUGCAGGACUGGGAGGUUGAGGACUUUGUCCUGCUGGCGACCGUCGACGGUUCCAUUCACGCACGCGACCGCAAGACCGGUGCCGCUCGUUGGGCCCUCGAGGUCCCGAGCAGCCCUAUGGUCGAAAGCCUCUACCACCGAGCCAACCGGUCCAGCUUCGACCGUGCCCAACCCGAGGACGAUUUCAUCUGGAUCGUCGAGCCGAGUCAGGGCGGAAGCCUCUACAUCUAUAGCUCGGGGCCGGAGGCCGGCCUCCAGAAAUUGGGAUUGACUGUGAAGGAACUUGUUGACGAAACGCCUUACUCGGGGACCGACCCGGCUGUUACUUACACGGCACGGAAGGAAACGACCCUUUAUACCAUUGAUGCUCGCACCGGAAACAUCAUCCGAGUCUUUAGCUCCAGAGGCCCAAUCUCGUCAGGUCAGGAAUGUCGUAAGGUCGAUGGACUGGAUGUGGAUAUGGAGGAAUGUGAAUCCCCUUCGGGUACUCUAGUUCUUGGUCGUGUCGAAUACACGGUAGCCAUCCAGAACACCGAAACCGGUGAUCCGAUCUGCACUCUCAAAUACUCGGAGUGGACGGCCAACAACCGGGAUAUGGACCUCCAGAGCCAGUACCUCCGCACGAUGGACCAAAGCCAUAUUUACAGCAUGCAUGACGGUGUGGUCCUCGGCUUCGAUCAUUCCCGGAUGGACCGGCCACGAUACACCCAGCGAUUCUCGAGUCCGGUGGUCCGCGUCUUCGAUGUUGCUCGUCCGGUCAGCGCCGACUCAUCCAAUGACCCUACUCCCCUUAUUCUACUCUCGCAGCCUCUGCAGCCUCCUGACCCCGACUACGGUACGCUUGACGAUCGUGACGAACGAGUGUUCAUUGAUUAUACUGAGGGUGGUGGCUGGUAUGCCAUGUCGGAGGCGACCUACCCGCUUGUCACCGGAAGAGCCAAGAUGGCCCAAUGCUACGAAAAAGACUACCUCCGCCAUGGUCAACCCCUGACAAGCUUGACCCCAAGGCAGCAACAAGAUGCACUAGCAGGAGUUCAUUCUCUGAACGGCCCACGCGUUGUCCGCCGUCACAUUCCCAGCAUUUCUGGUCCCUCGUCCGCCGAUAUGUCCAACGAUACGCCUCGGGAGUUAAUCUAUAGCUCGUCCGACCUGGCACUGCCUCCAGCCCUACGCCACAGCACCAUCAUACGGAAGGGCUGGGAUAAUGCCAUUGACAUUUUCGUGACGCUCUUGCUUCUCUUUUUUGGCACCUUCAUCUGGUUCAAUUCUCAUCACAUUCAGGAACUCGCCAAACAGAAGUUGGAUCUGAAAAAUAUCAUGGCCUCGUACGGACAGCCCAUGUCUACCCCGCCGACCCCAAUCGUGGAAGGCCCUCAUUUGAAACGCGAGGCCAGUCCUAACCGUAUGGCGAAUCUGACUGUCGAUAUGAAUGUUUCAGAUGAGCAGCCGCAGGGUGGUGAUUCGACGCCAAGGCCCAAGAAAUCCCAAAACUCUCUUGCGCCCGACACAACUCCACGCGUACGCAUCCGGGAACCGUCCCAAGGCCCAGAUGGUGAUGACGAUGUGGACGAGCUCAAUUUACAAGAUGGCGAAAAGCCUAAGAAGAAGGCUCGCCGCGGUCGUCGUGGUGGCAAGAAUCAUAGGCGGGGUAAGAAGCCGAAUAGCGACAGUGAAUCGAGAGAUCCCGCCGAUCGUGUUGUUGAGGAAGUGAACAAGCUCCAACCUCAGUCUCGCUUGGAACCCGAUGUACAGCUGACCCGGACGGUGUCGCAUGAGAUCAUGGAAAUGGAUGGGGUUCUCCAGAUCGGCCGUCUCAGGGUGUACACUGACGUGGUCUUGGGACACGGAAGCCACGGGACCGUGGUGUAUCGAGGCUCGUUCGAUGGACGCGAUGUGGCUGUCAAGCGCAUGCUGGUAGAAUUCUAUGAUAUCGCAUCCCAUGAAGUUGGCCUGUUGCAAGAAAGUGAUGACCAUGGCAAUGUGAUCCGGUACUACUGCCGAGAGCAGGCUGCUGGUUUCCUCUACAUUGCUCUGGAGCUGUGCCCGGCCUCUUUGCAGGAUGUGGUUGAACGUCCAUCGGAUUUCCCGCAAUUAGUCCAGGGCGGCUUGGAUUUGCCCGACGUUCUGCGCCAAAUUGUGGCAGGUGUUCGCUAUCUCCAUUCCCUCAAAAUCGUGCACCGCGAUCUGAAGCCACAGAACAUCCUGGUGGCCAUGCCGCGCGGACGUACUGGCUCACGCUCCCUGCGGUUGCUGAUUUCGGAUUUCGGCUUGUGUAAGAAGCUCGAGGACAACCAAAGCUCCUUCCGCGCGACUACGGCACAUGCCGCAGGUACCUCGGGCUGGCGAGCCCCUGAAUUGCUGGUAGACGACGACAUGAGCCCGGCUAUGCAGGGAAGCGAGUCCCAACACACCGAAUCUUCAGAACCAGCUGUGGUGGACCCUCAAACCAAUCGGCGGGCUACUCGAGCCAUCGACAUUUUCUCUUUGGGCUGUGUCUUUUAUUACGUUCUGACGCGGGGCUGUCACCCUUUUGACAAGAAUGGCAAGUUUAUGCGUGAGGCCAACAUUGUCAAGGGCAACUACAACCUUGAUGAGCUGCAGCGUCUGGGCGAUUAUGCCUACGAGGCUGAAGAUCUGAUCCAGUCCAUGUUGUCGCUCGAUCCUCGACGACGCCCCGAUGCGAGCGCCGUGUUGACGCACCCGUUCUUUUGGCCUCCAUCUGACCGUCUCAGCUUCCUCUGCGAUGUCUCGGAUCACUUUGAAUUCGAACCGCGGGAUCCUCCUUCGGACGCUCUUCUGUGUCUCGAGUCGGUCGCUCCACGAGUGAUGGGCCCGGACAUGGAUUUCCUGCGACUACUGCCACGGGACUUCAAGGACAAUCUCGGCAAGCAGCGUAAAUACACGGGAUCUAAGAUGCUAGAUUUGCUGCGAGCCCUCCGGAACAAGCGCAACCAUUACAACGACAUGCCGGAGCAUCUCAAGGCACACAUUGGCGGCUUACCGGAAGGGUAUCUCAAUUUUUGGACUGUGCGAUUUCCCAGUCUUCUCAUGAGCUGCCACUGGGUCAUUGUGGAGUUGCGUUUGACUCGGUCCGACCGCUUCAAGCGCUACUUCACGGCGAUCGACUAGCUGGUUGCCAACGUAGACGCCAUUUACUUGUAUAUAAGCAUAUGUAGAUGACAUGUUACAAUUCCAUAAGUGAUACGAG